UUUGGAUUGGUAAAAGCCCAGGAUUGCAGACUCCAGACAGCAAGGGCUUACCGAGCUCAAGCUGAAAGGGCCAGCCUGCUGGAUUUAUUAUACAGUCCUCCAGAGCUUAUACCAGUAAGAGGGGCUGAGCCUGGCUUUCUGAAGGCCCCUUGCAUUGCUCAUCUACUGCAGAGUAAUUUGAGUUCUCCUGUAGUCAUGAAGCACUAGACUUUCCAACCAAGCCAUAUCCUUGGUGUUCAAACUGUGAGCCCCGCAGACUCUGCGUUCUCAGCCUAGGCAGAGGUCCGAGCUCAGUCCUAACAAGGGAGAAACAUGACUGCCUUCGCCAAUCUGACACAGACGCUGGAGGAUGUCUUCAAGAAGAUUUUCAUCACUUACAUGGACAACUGGAGGAGAAACACCACAGCGGAGGAGCAGGCACUCCAGGCCAAGGUCGACGCUGAGAACUUCUACUACGUCAUCCUGUACCUCAUGGUGAUGGUCGGCAUGUUCUCCUUCAUCGUGGUGGCCAUCCUGGUGAGCACCGUGAAGUCGAAGCGCCGGGAGCACUCCCAGGACCCGUACCAUCAGUACAUCGUGGAGGACUGGCAGGAGAAGUACAAAAGUCAGGUCUUGCAUGUGGAAGACUCUAAGGCCACCGUCCAUGAGAACGUGGGGGCAUCGGGGUUCACGGUGUCUCCCUGACAGAUAGCGAGGGCCCAGCUGGGAAGGCGCUGCUGCCGCCCACCAGCCCCACUUGUCCCUGCUCAGAAGAAAGCGACUUCUUGUGUGGCCUGGCUGGCCAAGGGACACAGGUGACAUUUCCAUCCCCGGCUCCCCAGCCUGUCGGGGACGACACUCUGUGUGGAAGAUUUCUUUUCACUUGCUAUGCGAUGUAAAUGUCAUUUAAGUCUAUUUCAACCAUGGGAAUAGAAGCAAACAUGAAGCAAAGGGCCUGGGCAGGGGUGGUGGGAAGAGAAGGCAGAGAUGUACAAACCCUUCAACCUUCUCUCCCAUGAAAUGUUAGUUUGCAUGUAGCAUAUUCAAUUUA
Messenger RNA from Meriones unguiculatus (Mongolian gerbil), 1030 nucleotides. It is a transcript of the gene Kcne2, whose product is annotated as potassium voltage-gated channel subfamily E regulatory subunit 2. Gene Ontology annotation, cellular component: membrane. The transcript is spliced from 3 exons. NCBI's taxonomy places the organism in Eukaryota, Metazoa, Chordata, Mammalia, Rodentia, Muridae. Bases 313 to 684 code for a protein of 123 amino acids. Gene Ontology annotation, biological process: regulation of heart rate by cardiac conduction; ventricular cardiac muscle cell action potential; negative regulation of delayed rectifier potassium channel activity. The record is from RefSeq and is a predicted model, not a curated record. Gene Ontology annotation, molecular function: voltage-gated potassium channel activity involved in ventricular cardiac muscle cell action potential repolarization; transmembrane transporter binding; delayed rectifier potassium channel activity.